Messenger RNA from Eremomyces bilateralis CBS 781.70, 2102 nucleotides. RefSeq lists its product as uncharacterized. The transcript is spliced from 4 exons. The coding region runs from base 157 to 1887 and encodes 576 amino acids. Gene Ontology annotation, biological process: regulation of transcription by RNA polymerase II. The record is from RefSeq and is a predicted model, not a curated record. Gene Ontology annotation, molecular function: DNA-binding transcription factor activity, RNA polymerase II-specific; RNA polymerase II transcription regulatory region sequence-specific DNA binding. Lineage: Eukaryota; Fungi; Ascomycota; Dothideomycetes; Eremomycetales; Eremomycetaceae.
CAGCCGCUGGACUCCAUCCGAUCACUCAAUCAACGUUCUCGGAUCUGUUAAUUUCUGAUUCCUGGAAUUGCUUCCGCUUUGACAACUGCUUGUCCCUGCCAGAAGAGCUCCAAACCAACCUCUCUUCUAACCCUUUUUAACCCCACUAUUUCUCCAAUGGUCGAGGGUAGCAUUUUCACAAUCCACCCACUCUCACCUCCUACUUCUCCGCGCAUGUCUGGUUAUCAUCACGACUCUGAAUCUGGGUGGCAACAAGGUCACUCAUCUAAAGACCUCGAGUCUACCCCGUGUUCGACGGACGGCAACAUGGCUCUAGUCCAUACGGAGAUGCCUAGCCUGGCUCUUGACAUGCAGCAGAGACCAAUGCUUCGCUCGCAUAAGAGUUAUCCCUAUCCCCUAACCACUCCAUCUCGUGCCCAUCAGGAGAAUACCCCGGCAAACAGCUCAGGUGCCUCUCCAACUAGCGCCGAACGUGUUAUGGGUGUUGACGAUGUUGACGAUGAAGAACUCCCCAAUGUUACAUAUGGCGGGUCCGCACCGGCUAGUCCAAUGUCCAGGCUUACACCCACGUCCGCUCAAGGAGACAGGAAUGACAUGAAAGACAUGGAUCAGCAGCAUCAGCAGGAUCUCAAUGGACUCAACAUCACUACGAUCGAAGCGAACGAUGAUGAGGUCCCGAAACCUAUGACUGCACAAGAGCUACGUAACCAGAAGCGGAAAAUGAAACGAUUCCGGCUCACACAUAAUCAAACCCGUUUCCUUAUGAGCGAGUUCGCUCGUCAGGCCCAUCCUGAUGCCGCGCAUCGUGAGCGAUUGGCUCGGGAAAUUCCAGGUCUCAGCCCGCGGCAGGUGCAAGUAUGGUUCCAGAACCGACGAGCAAAGCUGAAGAGGCUCACGAGCGAUGACCGGGAGCGAAUGAUGAGAUCGCGAGAACUACCCGACGGUUUCGACCUCACCCAGGCACUUCACUCGCCGUUUGGGACUAGCCAUGGAGUUGCGCCUUCAUUGAGUUCCAGCACCUACACCCCAAGCUUCCCGGAAGGAAAUAUGAUUCGCCCACUGACCUUGGAUACGAUGCGGAGAAUGCCUGACUCUUCCCAUCUCUCUCCAACUGGUGUCUCCCCCGCCUUCGGAGGUUUCGCAUUCACUCCCCCACAGUCCGCGACGGACACCCUUUCUCCUGUUUCGGCCGAGGGUGGGUUUGCUUUCUCUCCUGUCGACACCAGUCCACGCCGCGGAAAUCCAUUCGGAUCGAUGCCACCGCAAUCCGCCUAUCCCACGUCGCAUCCUCACAUUCCACGUCUACAGCUUCAUGAUCGAAUGGGACGGUCAAGGUCUGAGUCUCUCUCAAGUCCUCUCCGUACGAGCAUGUCAUAUUCUGGUCCUGGGACCGACUUUUCUGGCCCCGAUCCCACUAGCCCGGCUCUGAAUAGCGCUCCGCUUAGUGGACCGGAUCAUAGCAGCGAACCAAGGAGUCCAUCAGGUCUCAAUAUUAACUAUGGCCUUGGAUACUCAUAUGCACAAAUGCCUGGAUUCCAAGCCACUGCAGCUAAUCGCAUGCGAUCCUUUUCCAAUGGCAUGCCUCGGCGAAUUGACUUGGCUGGUGCAACCUCCUCUUAUCAGCCUACAUCACGACCGGGUUCCGUCCACGCUCCUCAGACCGCGACUUACCCCAACUACCAGUCCAGUCCGCUAGGAACGCCGAAUAACUACAACCUUAUGAGCGCGCCACAUCACGUCACCAAUUUCCAACACAGCUAUAUGCGGCAAGACUCCGAAGGCCCAGACGGUUCUCACUUCUCAAGUGUCGAUAACGACGGCUCUGGGAUGGGACAGGACGGCUCUGGGAUGGCACAGGAAGGAGAAGGAAUGCAGCACCAGUACUAAGCCUCGCAAACCACCCAUUCACGGCUGUACCAUCCGCAUCCUUGGUGCUUUUAACGGCAUCAUCUUGGGAAUGCUCCCUUCUCCAUUGUGCGAUCUCCUCAAGGAUCGAACGCACUUCCUGUCUGGGUUACUCUGUACGAAUAAUGGCUACACGGCGCAACGAGGUAUAAUAUGUGAAGACGAAAUGACAUGCAAGAUGAGGGAAGGAGGAAAUU